Messenger RNA from Ochlerotatus camptorhynchus, 10300 nucleotides. It is a transcript of the gene ash1, whose product is annotated as histone-lysine N-methyltransferase ash1. Gene Ontology annotation, molecular function: histone H3K4 methyltransferase activity; chromatin binding; protein binding. The transcript is spliced from 8 exons. Gene Ontology annotation, cellular component: nucleoplasm; nucleus. The record is from RefSeq and is a predicted model, not a curated record. Lineage: Eukaryota; Metazoa; Arthropoda; Insecta; Diptera; Culicidae. The coding region runs from base 683 to 9199 and encodes 2838 amino acids. Gene Ontology annotation, biological process: regulation of DNA-templated transcription.
CCCAACCGCGGAUACAGACACACAGUGACGGACGAUUGCGGAUUUUUCUGUAAAUAUUUACGCCAAUUUGUCGCGCUCGAAAGUGAUCAAAGUGAUGCGUAAAGUGCGCCCCAAGUCGUUCAGCGUCGGAAGCGAAUGAAUUCGGUCGGUUCCGGGCGGGAUUCCGUGGUGAAAAAGUGAAUUUUCCGUGUGGCCCCUUUCCACAGUCCCCGACGACGGACGACGAUUGCUCUGUGGUGAGCCAAGUUGUGUAUUUGACAGACGGAGUUGGCUACGCGAGACGCCAUUUUAGAAUCUUUAUUUUGGAUCGGGGGUCUGAAUAUUGUGCUGAGUGAAGUGAAAAUUUUCAGCGGAUAAUUCGUGCUGGGAAGUGAAGAACGGUGUUACGUAAAUUUGGUUAGGUGUUUUUGGAGAAGAAUUGGAAGUGCGAUAAGUGUAUUGAACGGGGGCAAUGAGAGUGGGCAGUGAAGAAAAUGCAUUCGGUGAUGGUUGCAAUCAGGAGGUGGGGUGGUGGAACCAGUAAAGCGUGGCAAGGUGAAGAGUGUUGAUUUAGGACAAUUUAAAUAUCGGUAAUCCAAUUACCAGUAGUGGUGCGAGGGUUGCCACCCUCAGUCAGUGCAACAGAACAAACAGGCAGAAGUGAACGGAGCAACCGCCGACAAAGCCGUCGACCUUGGCUGCCAUGACGACGGUGAAAAGCACGCCGCCGGUGGAAUCGAAACCACCCGGCAAGUCACCGCUGUCGUCGUCGUCCUCUUCAACCUCCUCGUCGGAUUCGGACGAUGGGUCGGAUUCGUCGUCCGAUUCCGACUCCUCGUCGGUGGCUUCGACGAGCAAAACCAGCAGCAAGCAGAGCACCGACAAGCAGCAGCAAUUUAGCGUCAUGAGUUCGGACAGUGCUGGUUUGCGGAUGAAAAUCGCCAUACCGCGUAGCAAUCAAUCCAACUCCACACCUACGCCAUCUCCUUCGGGUGGCGGCGGAUCGAACCGUCCAGGUUCGUCGGCAAGCGACGUACUAAACCGGGCUAUAGCGUCGACGCCCACUGCCGCAGCGGCUAGUCCAGUUCCAACGGCAACGACGACACCGACGACGACGACGACGACGGCGGCGGUGACAACGGCGACGACGACGACGACGACCAGCGAAGGUAAGUCCACUCAACAGACGGACACUGUAUCCCCUACGAAAAAGAAGACCAGAAAGAGCAGCAAGAGCGAAUCCAGUUCGGAGACUUCGUCGUAUUUCUCGAACUUGAGCGACAGCGAUAGCGACAGUAGCAGCUCGGACAACCACAACAGCGGAGGAAAGCGGGGGAACAGUUCUUCCGGAAGCGGACAGAAGAAGCAAAAGUUUAUCAAACGGAAGAAGAGCAAUCGAAGCGUUUCAACGAGCAGUAGCAGCGACGGUAGUGACGACUCCAGCGAUUCCGACUCCAGUAGCGACGAGAAUGCGGACGACAGUAAAGAUCAGAGUCAGGAAUCGCGAAUACCUGAGGGAAACAGCUCUACUCCACUGUCUACAUCUACACCGGCAAAGUCAUCUCCGGCUACAUCUACGCCGGUAUCGAUGAUGCCUCCGGCAAGUGCAGUCCCAGAUGCAGACGUUGGUUCAUCUUCCGACAACGAACUUCCUGCACUGGUCAACGCAGCAAUCAUGCGAGUUGCCGAGAGUGGAUCCGACAACGAGAGCAUCCGGGGUCCGUCGUCUGCCAUCCCACAGUACACUUCCAGUCUGCUGCGAGAGUUCGUUGCCAAGACGGCAAUGCUCGGCAGCGUAGGAAACUCAUCUGAGGCAGCAUCGACGACGGGUCAGACGGAGGCCCACCACAAAAUUAAGACUGAAUCUCCGAUGGCAACUGGUCCGGUAGCAUCUGCCAGUAGCACCGGGAACGUAAACGGGGUGCCUUCGAAGACUGAAUCAACGGCACCAAUCGUGCCGAUCAAGCGACGAGGCCGACCACCGAAGACGGUCAUCAACCCGGCAGCAGUAACAGCUACGACCGCAAAAGCGAACACGCCCACGGUCAGUGAAUCUCCGGACUCGGGAAUACUGUCGACGCACAGUUCAACCGGUUCGCCCAAAACGGACAAGAAGGCUUCGGCGGCUGCAAGUCAAAAGCGACGAACGGAACCGGAGCCCAGCGGUAGCGGAAUGAGCAGUAAAAACGCAGCCGCUCCCACCCUCACCAAGUACACCCUAUCCAGUUUGGAUCGCAAUACCUACGCUACGGAAAGGGUACUGUAUCCUCCGAGGGGCAAAAAGAAGACUGGCCGACCUCCUAAGGAGAAACAACCGCAACAGGUGGUGCCACCACCUGCGGAAGACAAUCUGGAUCCUCUGUGGAAAAAAAUCGACAUCAGCAAAAAAUUCCACGAACCGAGGUUGAGUGGCUACAAAAGCGACGGCGGACAUUCGACGAUCUGCUGCAGCAAACGGCUGGCAUCGCAGAGUGGCUACAUCAGUGACUACGGCGGAAGCAGUCAUCGGAGAAAUCGGCUCUCCGGGUACAAAUCCGACUGUAGCACAAAAUCUCGAAAAAGUUGCGGUUACAAGAGUGACUACAGCGUCAAGGCGAAGAGCUGCGGCUACCGAAGUGACUGCAGUACCCGCCAUCGGAAGCAGGUCCGACGGAAACGGCGCAAGAAGCUGGCUCCGAACAACAACAACCUGAACAACAAAAACUUCAAUCAAAGCAGCAAGUCUUCAAGCGUUAGCGAGCAAGACAUCCUACAGUUGGCAGGUCUUACGCUUGGAAGCACCAGCGAGGAGAGUAGCAGCAGCCAAGAAUCCCUAUCAUCGAUCAACACCACAACUCCCUUCAACAAAGCCCUUCGUAUCUCCCAGGAUCCAUUCACCACCGCCACUGCCGCCACCGCCACCAACAAAAGCACCAUUCCAUCUCUGAUCACCUCGAAGAACCGUGUCAACCCACUGCUUCCGAUCAACAACUUCCGGGGAAUCUUCUCGUCCGUCAGUAAGUUCGGCAACCAAGACACUUUCGGUUCCAGCAUCGGCCCGAAGAACUCGUUCGCCGCCUUCCUGAGAAACAACCGCAAUAAAGACAAUGGUAAAGUUACGGUCAGGAAACUCCCACUCUCCAAAGCGAACGUGAUCAGGAACUCCGAAGAGUGCAGCAAGCGGUUCCAACGAUCCACCAGCCAAGAUCUACUGAUUCGAAUCACGAAUGCCGACAUCCCAAAGCCUUCCCCGGCGAAAUCCGUGUGCUCCAAGCGCAGUCGAAGGAAGAGCUGCCACAGCGAUAAACUGGACAGCGUGUCGGUGAAGAGCUGCGGAACGAUUCGCCAGCGACGGAUGAGUACGAUGAGCCGAUGCAGUAGCAGGUCAGCCGGUUCGAGGCACCCGUGGAGAAAGAAAAAACGAAAGCGACUCAGGUCCAGCUCCGUGGCAGGAAAGGCAUCGACCGACAUCAAGCUGGGACUGGAGAUCGAACGGUUAAGUGAAUCGUUCGGGACUCAGUGUCGGAUCAAUGCAAAAGAUGGAGUGCUGGGAAUCGGGGCGGCUGCGCUGGCGGGAGCCGCUGCGAAGAAUCAACCGAAGGGACGCUCUAUGAAGAAGCGAAAGGCUUCGGAACACGUUGAAUCACCUUCCACGACUACCGCAGGCACCAAGCGGCGGAACAAGAAAUCCAUCCCAACGCAAAGUCCCGAUGAUCAUAAGCUUCCGCUGAAGAAGCGUCAUUAUCUGCUCAGUGAGCAGACGGCCAAGGGAAGCGAUAGCGGAGCGGAGAGAGAUGAUACCAGGAGUCAUACUGUGAUCAAUCCGUGUGCCACGGUCGGUGGACGCGUGCACAAUGCAGCUGCUGCGUCCACCUCAUCUACGUCCGCUUCGGUAACUACCGUUAAGGAUCCGACCAAGGCAGUAACGCCGAAGAAGCGACACCUGCUAAAAUCCCCGGAACCCGUAGUCCCGGAGGAGAUCGUUCAGAUAAAGUCUAGCGAUUCACCACUGACGUUAGAUGUGAAGAGUACGGAUAGCACUACGACCGAAGCUACCGGUAGUCACAAGAAGCACGAUGCAAUCACCCGCAAAAAGAACCGGUUGGAAGGUCUGGUCUCGAAAAUCCAACCGACCGCCACGGUUACGGCUAUCCUAGCGGACAACAACAUUCUGGCAGCAGCGAGCCAUCGCUCAACACCACCCACCCGUCCAUCUGUGAUCCAGACUUCUACUACCGCUGCGACUGCUUCUACUUCGUCCUCCACGGUGGCAAAUAUCCCUCCCCCAGGAAUUUUCGAACCAACGGUUGAUCUGGAACUUGCCAUCCCCACUUCCAUUCCUUCGCUGAUAGCUAAGGUAGAACUGUUGGACUCGCCUCGGCUCAAGGAUGACAUUGCCAAGCUAGAGGGUGAAGACGCUUCCAAGAAAAAUUCGGAAAAGGUUAUCGAGACACUUCUCACCAAGACGGGAGCACAUCUGUUGUUGAAAAAGAAGCGAAAGAAACCCAAUCGAACGGGUUUCCCCUCCGUAAAACGGAAGAAGAAGAAGCUGUUCGAAAAGGAACCUUCCGAGGAGGAAAACAAACCGGAAGUGGGUCCGGAGUUGUUCGACUCAUCCAACCUAACGAAGCAUGUUCCAUCGGAAGUGGAGAAGACGGUAUCCAAGCAAGUUCCCCAGAAGGAGGUAUCUGCGAAGAAUUGUGAUCGGGUGCCAAAGGAGGGUGAACCGACGGACAGUUUUAUCGAGAGGAAUACCAGGCCACGGCUGUCGGUGGUUAGCUUGGAACGACUACAGGGCAAAAUACCGAUGAGUGGACGGGAGGUCACAAGUCCAACGACUCCUCCGGCAACCGGUGCAGGAAGGGGUAGGAAAGCGGCGAUUGCGGUCGUCACUGCUCAGCCUCCCGAAGCCCCACCUCCAGCGACGUCAUCCGAACGAAGGCAACUACGAGAGAAGUCCAAGGAUAAGAGUGAACCUGAGAAAAAGGAAGAACCGAAGAAGAAGGAAGAACCGAAGACGAAAGAGAAGAAAUUCCGACAAGAACCACUACUAUCGGUUAAGAUCAGUCGAAAGGAAGUUAUGGAGAAGAUUGUCAAGAGCAAGGAGAAGCAUUCGGAGCCGGAACCUCUUGCGAAUGUUCCUAAACCGAUUGAGAAGUUAGCUAAGCAUAUAUUGGAUAAGGAGAACAAGAAGCAAGUGGCCCCACCGGUGAAGAAGGGCAAAGUUCUUGCCGAGGAGAACGCUCCGUCCAUUCCUACACCAGCUCCUACGCCCACCGCACUUCCCAUUCGGAGAACCCGUAGCAGUUCGAUCGCACUGGAUCCUGCUGAGCUGGCCAAAAAGACUGCCACUCAGGAAAGUGAAAUCGUUCUGAAGAAUGCCGUCAUUAAGUUGCAACCCUGUAUGAUCUCUAACGAGGACUCCGAUUCCCUGGAUUCCAUGCCGCUAUUGAAGCGCCUUCAUUCCCGAUCCGUAUCUCGGCAGCAACAAUCUGCCACCCCGGACGCAGCACUAAUAAUGUCCCCGAAAACUCCAACCCGAUCGAGAGGACGUCCCAGAACGGCAUCGCCUACGCCAGCUACAAAAACGACUUCAAUUCCGGUUACUCCGACUCUCUCCGAACAAUUGAACAAACUACGCCGUUCUCGGAUGAGCGUUGUCGAUACUACGAAACGUCCCGUAGAACCUGAACCCCCGACAACUCCACGAACUAAGGAAACCCGUUCGGCAGCGGCCAGGAAAUCCUUCUCCAAGGAUACAGCCGUCAUCGACCAACCGCCGCAGAAACCUCCACCGAAGCAGCAGUACGACAUUCCACCGGUGAAGAUCAUCAUCUCGAAGAAAGAUCAGAAGGCUGUGGCUACGGCGGUUGCUGUUGAGAGAAAGUUGUUGAAAGAGAAAAGUCCCGUGCCGGCGUUCAUCGAGGAAAUGUCCAAAGAUAGGACAAGGUGUCGCAGUUCCAGCCGAAUCGAUGCCGUGGUCGAUAAGAUCCGCAAGGAGCAACAGAAGAGCGUGGAAGAACCGGUUGCUUUAGCUCCACUUCCUCCCCCACCUCCACCUCCUCCUCCGCUGAAGAUGAAGCGAGGAAAGAGCGACGAACUGAAGCUGGACGUUGAGAAGCCAACCAAGAAGCAGAAGAAGAAUGACUCGAUUGCAAUUGCUCAGGAAGUUGUCGUUCCGCUGGUUCCGGUGGAUGUCCAGCAAUACGAGAUGCGAGAAUCCGUGACGCAACUUGCCAGCAUACAACCGGCAUCGUUGACGGAGUAUUUGGAACAUGAUCCUUUGCCGGCGGAGGAAGGUCCUGCGGAUUACUUCCGUGACGAGACUCCUUCGCCUCCGGUGGAUGGCAAGAACAAGAAAGUCCCCCGGAAGAAGUAUAUUACGGCAGGUUUGUUUUCCGAUUGCUACAAAGACGAUGGCAAGACUGUCGGUCGAAAUGGUCCCAAGGUUCAACCGGAAUCAUUGCUACCACCGCCGGCGUACUGUGAGCGAUUCCUACGACGAACGCAACGCGACUACCAGCUUCCGUACGACUUGUGGUGGCUGCACGAGAAUGGCAAGCUGACGGCCAGGCAUGCGAUCGCCAGCUGGAAUUAUCGAAAGAUUCGUACUAAUGUGUACUACGACGUGAAGCCGAAUCCGUCCACGGAUCAUCCGCAGUGUAACUGCAAGCCGGAUAGCGGCUGCCAGGAUGACUGUCUCAAUCGGCUGGUGUACGUAGAAUGCAGUCCGGAGAACUGUCCGUGUGGAGAACGAUGCAAGAAUACGAAGAUCCAACGGCACGAGUAUGCCGCGGGGUUGGAACGGUUCAUGACCGAGCAAAAGGGCUGGGGAAUUCGGCCCAAGGAGGGCGUUAAGAAGGGAUUGUUCAUCAUGGAAUAUCUGGGUGAGGUCGUGACGGAGAAGGAGUUUAAGGAACGCAUGCGGACGAUCUAUCUGAACGAUACGCAUCACUAUUGUCUGAACCUGACGGGAGGAUUGGUGAUCGACGGCCAUCGAAUGGGAAGCGAUUGUAGAUUCGUGAAUCACUCCUGCGCGCCAAAUUGCGAAAUGCAGAAGUGGUCUGUGAAUGGGUUGUUUAGGAUGGCACUGUUCGCAUCCCGGGAUAUUCCAGCGAACGAGGAGUUAACGUACGACUACAACUUUUCGCUGUUCAAUCCGACGGAAGGUCAACCGUGCAAGUGUGGUUCGGAGCAGUGUCGCGGGGUAAUCGGUGGCAAGUCCCAGCGGGUGAAACCUCUUCCGGCUGCAUCGGAGGGGAAGAAACAGGAAACUGCUACCGAUGCGUCGAACACUGCAGCUGCACCGACGGAUCACAGUCCCCGUACAGCGGCCCGGUCCCGAAAGCGACAGGCAAAGAAGAACGCUCCGUUGACACAGCUGAAUGGUCAACCGCUGCCGAACUUUGUACCGCCGACGGUGAAGGAGCGAGGCUUGAUCGUAGAACAUCACUGUUUCUUGAUGCGGAAUCUCAACAAAAUACGGAAACUGAAGGAACGUUCACCGGAGCUUACGUCUGCGGCAAAUGCGGCAAGUCCAGCCCCGGGAGCGAGUGCUCCACAGGCGGCUGGGGCGGGUGGGAAACCUUCGCUUGCUUCACAGAUAUCGGCACUGCGUUGCCCGAGGAACAUCCGCACGCGUGGACUGGCAUUCGUCGAGGAUGAUCCUGAGCUGGAAAAGGUCGCCCGGAUUGCUGUGGCCCUAAAGGAGAUUUGCAUCGAGAUUGCCAGCUUGAAAGAUGAACGAGGUCAUUUCUACCUGAACCGGUUGGCGCUUCCAUCGAAGAAGAAGGUCCCUCUGUACUACGAGCGGAUUCCUCGGCCGAUUGACCUGGCGCACAUCCAGGGUAACAUCGAACAGGGAACGUACAAACAACCGAAGGCUUUCGAAGACGAUCUGCUGAUCAUGUUGAGCAAUGCGGUCAAGUACUACGGGAUCAGUUCCCCCGAAGGCGUUGCUUCCGAGAAGCUAAAGGAGCACUACUACAUCUGCAAGCAGCGUCAGGUGGACAGGUUGAUCGCGUACGUCGGUGAACAGAACGAACUGCUGCGAGGGUUCAUUCCAAAGACGGAACCGGAACCGGUAGUGCCAAUCAAGGGACGCGGAAAGUUUAAGAAGCAGGAACAAGCGGAGGACAUCAUCCGGUGCAUCUGUGGACUGUUCAAAGACGAAGGGCUGAUGAUUCAGUGUUCAAAGUGUCUGGUUUGGCAGCAUAUCGAAUGUACCAAGGCGGAUCCUGCGGUGGACAACUAUCUGUGCGAGAAAUGCCAACCGCGGAAGGUGAACUAUGAGAUUCCAUUGAACGAGUUCACCGAGGAAGGCUAUCAGUAUUACAUUUCGUUGAUGAGAGGUAACCUGCAAAUUCGACAGACGGAUACGGUUUAUGUGCUGAGGGACAUUCCGAUGUCACCGGAUCCGAAAAACCCGGAUGGACCGCCGCGGAAGCACACGUAUGACACGAUCGGCAAGGUGGACUACGCCGAGUGCGACAUCUUUCGGGUGGAGAGUCUGUGGAAGGAUAAGGAAGGUCGACGGUUUGUCUACGGGCAUCAUUAUCUGAGGCCGCACGAGACGUACCACGAACCAACACGGCGCUUCUACCCGAACGAGGUUAUGCGUGUGCCGCUGUACGAGGUGAUACCGAUCGAGCUGGUUAUGGAGCGAUGCUGGGUGUUGGAUCCGACGACCUUCUGCAAAGGACGUCCGGUGGACAGUUCCGAACCGCACGUGUACAUUUGCGAACUGAGGGUGGACAAGAGCGCACGAUUGUUCUCCAAGAUAUCGCGACAUGCGCAUCCGGUUUGCAUGAAAUCCUAUGCGUUCCACAAAUUUGAGCAGAAGCUGAAGAUCGCCAAGACCUUUGCGCCUCACGAUCUGGGAUCGCUAGCGCAUCUGCUCGCCGCCAAGGAUAACCGCAAGAAGGGUAAGAAGGAAGACUCUGCUUCCUCUACAUCCGUAACGCCCACCGUAGCUGCCAAGAAGAUGACCCCGAUCAUUCAACUGCUACCGCCUCCACCGAAGACUGACAGCAACAACCCCGAAGGAGCUCUAGUCCUACCUUCAACCGAGACCCUCGCCGAAAAGCGCAACCGCCUGGAGGUAGUCCUCGGACGCCUGAUGAUCAAACUGAACUCCAACCCGGCGGCACUGCCCCCGGUGGACAUCAGCUACCUGUUGACCGGCCGCGGAGCCCGACUACGACGCACCAUUGCCAACGCCACGCCCGUUCCGAUUAUUUGAGAGUGGGUUAAGAAGCGCAAAAAGCGCCGCAAAUGGAAACGGUGUUACGAUUGAAUGGCGAAGGUGGCGCCACCAUCGUCAUCGUCGUCGUCGUCGCCUGCGAUUUAUGCAAUUAUCAUCAUCAUCAUUAUAUAUCAUUUUUGCAAACGAAAAAAAAUCAUCAUUAUUAUUAUUAUUGUACAUAGCAACCAACUUCGAUACAUACGAGUUUCCUUUUUAAGGUUAUGUUUGUAUAUCAUCCAUUGAAUGCACUUCGCGCUAAGUUAUUUAAUUUAUUUAUGCAACACACAUUCGAAGAAGGUUUUGUUUAGAACAAACGGGCGUUGUUUUUUUUUUUUGUUUACGAUUUCCUCUCAUGUUUCCUGUUUUGAAAUCAUUUUCUUUUGCUUGUUUUUUUUUCUUCUUGCAAUUGUUUCACUAGUUAAUGUCGUUGUAAUGACACAGCAGAUUAAGGGAUUUCUGUUUCAAUCAAAGCAUGCAAAAUGUAGCAAAAACACAAACAACACGGCAAUUGAAAAACGGCACACUCAUUCAAUCAGUUUAGAACAGAAGAAAGUACAUAAGUAUUAAUCCAACUGCAUCUCUAGGCAAUUUUCCUUCAAUAAGUAAUAAAGUAAAGCAAAUAAAUUGAAGAUAAGCAUGGAUGAACGAAAAAGUGAGCGAGAUAUUAGUGUAGAACAAGUAUAACAUAAUAGUUUUGAAUGCAAAACACAAUGGACUGACAGUUAAUGAUAGGGUUUAACAAAAAAAACGGAUGAAUUAAUAUAUUUGGACAGAGCAAAAAAGAAGAAAGAAAGAAAACUAGGCAUAAGUGAAAUGCAACUUUUUUUACGUCUUGAAAGCUAUAUUAGAAUUUUAAAUUUACUAGCAGAACUGUACUACUAUUCAAUAAAGUUUAAAGUAGAACGAGAGAGAUUGUGGAAUGUAUGGAAAAUAUAGGAAGGAAAAUCCGGACACUCAUACCUUCACUGACAGUACAUAAACAACACUGAGCACACUCACAUACAGACAAGCAGAUCGAUUAUCGAAAAGAUAGAGAACUUUAACUAAAUCCCUUUAAGGUGGUGUAGAGAAUUGAAAUUAAAAGAAAACUAAUUUGAA